GGCGGCGGCGCAGGGGGUGGCCCCGGGGGGGGCAGGGAGCUGGAGAUGCACACCAUCAGCUCCAAGGUGUUUGGGGACAUCCUCGACUUUGCCUACACGUCCCGCAUCGUGGUGCGCCUGGAGAGCUUCCCUGAGCUCAUGACUGCUGCCAAGUUCCUCCUCAUGCGCUCAGUCAUUGACAUCUGCCAAGAGGUCAUCAAACAAUCCAACGUGCAGAUAUUAGUCCCGCCAGCAGCUCGCCCUGACAUCAUGCUUUUCCGCCCUGGCGCUGCCACCACUGAUCUUGGGUUCCCCCUUGACAUGACCAAUGGCACUGGACUCGCACCCAAUGGCAAUGGAAUCGCUGGAAUGCCUGAAGAUGAGGCCACCAGGGCCGCGCUCUCUGCAGCUGCCCAGUCGUCCUUGCCCGUCCUGCAGGGUGUAGACCGCCUGCCCAUGGUAGCAGGCCCGCUGUCCCCACCCCUGCUGGCUUCACCCUUCCAGAACGUCAGUCCUGCUGCUCCCUCCUUGAACAGCAAAAGGGGAAGGGGCCGACCCCGCAAAGCCAACCUUUUGGACUCCAUGAUGUUCAGUGCGCCGGGGGGCUUGAGGGAUGCUGGUAUUCUUCCUUGUGGCCUCUGCGGGAAAGUAUUUACGGAUGCCAACCGCCUGCGGCAGCACGAAGCUCAGCACGGGGUCACCAGCUUACAGUUGGGCUACAUAGACAUCCCACCGCCGAGGCUUGGUGAAAAUGGGGUGCCUGGUCUGGAUGACUCCGAGGCCCCCCGAAAGAGAAGCCGGACAAGAAAGCAGGUGGCUUGUGAGAUCUGUGGGAAGAUUUUUCGGGACGUGUACCACUUGAACCGGCACAAGCUGUCGCAUUCUGGUGAGAAGCCUUACUCCUGCCCGGUGUGCGGGUUGCGGUUCAAGAGGAAAGACAGAAUGUCCUAUCACGUUCGGUCCCACGAUGGGUCUGUGGGGAAGCCUUACAUUUGUCAGAGCUGCGGAAAAGGUUUCUCUAGGCCUGACCACUUGAACGGGCACAUCAAACAGGUGCACACGUCAGAGAGACCUCACAAGUGUCAGGAAAUUUCCAGCCUCCAUGGAAUAAGCUCAGAGACAUCUACAUCCAUAGAACAGUUGAAACUUCAAGAGACUUGCAAUGCUUCCUUUGCUACCCGCGACCGGCUGCGCUCACACCUUGCGUGCCAUGAAGACAAAGUUCCAUGCCAGGUCUGUGGGAAGUAUUUGCGAGCAGCGUAUAUGGCUGAUCAUUUGAAGAAACACAGCGAAGGACCAAGCAACUUUUGUACCAUCUGCAACAGAGGUUUCUCCUCUGCCUCCUACUUAAAGGUCCAUGUUAAAACCCACCACGGUGUUCCCCUUCCCCAGGUCUCCAGGCACCCGGAGCCCAUCCCGAAUGGGGGAGCAGCGUUCCACAGCAUCAGGACCUAUGGCAUCAAAGAAGGCCAGAAAUGCUCACAUUCGGACCAGAUUGAGAGUUCAGAUUCCUAUGGCGAUCUCUCCGAUGCCAGCGACCUCAAGACCCCCGAGAAACAAAACGCCAAUGGUUCCUUCUCCUGCGACAUGGUGGUCACCAAAAAUAAAUUGGAGUCAGAGGGAGAUAAGAAGUACCCCUGUCCUGAAUGCGGAAGCUUUUUCAGAUCCAAGUCCUAUCUCAACAAACAUAUACAGAAAGUUCAUGUUCGCUCCCUGGGGGCCCCAUUAGGGGACUUGGGCCCUGCACUGGGCUCCCCCUUUUCACCCCAACAGAACAUGUCUCUUCUGGAAUCAUUUGGGUUUCAGAUUGUUCAGUCUGCAUUUGCAUCCUCCCUAGUGGAUCCAGAGGUCGACCAGCAACCAAUGGGGCCGGAUGGAAAAUGAAGGCCAGCUUUAACCUUAACAAAACAGUCUGUUUUAUGUAUAAUUAUAAAAUGGCUGUGAACAAGGGGGAGGUAACAGAAUCCAGUUUUGUAGCUGAGGCAUUUUUAAUACCCUUUAGGUUCCCUCCUUCACUUGUUCUCCUCCCCUCUAAAUCUUCCCUGGGUGGAGAAUGUUGGUCACCUGAUGAUUUUCAGGGUGUCUGCAUGACAAUGAAUUGAUGACGACUUUCAGGGCUGCAGUGCAGGCAGGAUUUGUGCAAACCAUCCAAGAGGUCUGUGGAUGGUCCAACUUGGAACCAGGAAAGAAUGAAAAGCCACACUGGUUUGAGAAUUUUAAAGAAUCCAAGUUGACCCGGCAGAGAGAGGUAGCCUUCUUGAUACCCUUGAUCUUCUCAUUCUCUCUGCCCCAUAACUUUCCUGAGAUUCUCAUAUUAGCAUCAUUGUCUGCUCAUAAAAACACACCCUGUGGUAUCUAGUAGGUAAAAGUGCCGUUCUUUUUACAAAACAGAAAUCAAGCUUUCUUUCUUUUUUAAGUUAUUUUUGUUUUUAAACAAUGCAGAUUCACAUCAAAGUGGGUGCCGCAAGAUUGACGGGCAAUGCCACCACCAUCUGGCUGUCAGCAAAUCCAAAACAUGUUCCUGGGACAAUCCAAUGGGAAAUUCUCCUGCACAAUCUACAUAUACGGGGGCCCUAUUCAUUUCAGUGGGCCUUGGCAGGAGAAUUUCCAGCAGAUGGUGCCCUUUGUUUGUUUCUCUAAUCUUCACAAACUUUCUAUUGGUUUUCUGGAUCUCUCUUUUUUGUUAUUAUUACCUUUAUGAUUUUAGGACCUGUUAUAGUGAUUUGCCACUGAGAUGCCCUUUCAAGGCAAUUAUACGGAGAGCUCUUAAAGCAGCAGUCAUAUUAGGGGUAGUAUUAAUUUUUUAGAUGUAUCAUAAUUAAUAACUUGGCUAGUUGAUUGUUUUUUAAGUCUAUGGAAUAAAAUAGUUAUGCAAAACGGAAAAAAAGGAAAAAAUGAAUAGAAGAGGUUAAAAAUAAAAAAUAACAACAGUGCACACUUCGUUGGUUGAUGCUGGUUUGAUGCAUAAAAGACCCCAGAAGAUUAAAUUGAUCAGCGAUAGGAUACAUUUUUCUGUACCGCCAACAUGUUUAGUGCAAUUAAAUAUAUAGGGUUCACAGAGUGAUUUUUUUUAAUAAUUGGAUUGGACUGCAUUAAAGAAGUUAGAAUGUUACU
Gekko japonicus is the source of this 3093-nucleotide messenger RNA. RefSeq names its product POZ (BTB) and AT hook containing zinc finger 1 (gene PATZ1). Gene Ontology annotation, biological process: negative regulation of transcription by RNA polymerase II; regulation of immune system process; regulation of cytokine production. Lineage: Eukaryota; Metazoa; Chordata; Lepidosauria; Squamata; Gekkonidae. Gene Ontology annotation, molecular function: protein binding. The transcript has 6 exons. The annotation marks the transcript as partial. The record is from RefSeq and is a predicted model, not a curated record.